AUGUCAUCCGAAUUGGCCACCCGGCUUCUAGUCAAGCUUGACGAAAUGAAGUCUCUCAUCCUAACCCGAAGUUCGGGCUGGGAGGCCAAGGUCCCGCAGCUGCGGCAACUAAUUGCCUCUGUGCAGCACAUGCUUUGCGAAACUAGCGGCGUCAACACACCUCUGUUGCAGCUGCAAAGCAUGCAACAGGAGAUUGCCAAAUUGAAGCGCACCAUCGAAGAAUUUCCGGAUCCUUUCGUUAAGGACAAGGCGCUCCGCAUAGUUGACCACAUAACCACGAUGAGCGGGCAGCUAUUCCUUGGCCCGUCGACAGAAGGACGUACACCUUACAUGCACGCCGCCUAUCGACCCUUGGACCUCGCCGGUUUGCUGAGGGACGUCGAACCUUUCUUGUCUGCGACGUUGAAGCUCGCCCAACAACCUUACAGUAGGCUGCCAGAUAUCAGGUUACGACGGGUUGAGCCUCCCUGUGCAACCCCAGAAGUCACCGGCCAGCUCCUACUGUACGUUGAACUGACCGAGAAGAUUUGCCAGCAGAGUGAGAAAAUCGACCUCAUGCUGGCAACCCACGCCGAGCAGUCUGCCACCCGCGAGAAGGAAAUUGCGCUCUUACAGGAACAAGAACAACUGGCCACCGCCAAGGAGCGCGCUGAGAAGGCUGAAUGCAUGAAUGCGGUUUACGAUUUCAUUAGCGCCAAUGAGCGACUGCUCUGCAAACGGUUCGACGUCGAUUGCAUGACCAUGAACAAGGCCUUAACCACGGCGGCGAUUGCAUGGUCCGACCUUGGAAACGAGUUGAGUCUGCCUGACGGCGUGGACAAGGACAAGCAAUUCCAGUUCGUCGGAAUGAUAAACAAGAUCAAAGACGAACGGCUCGAAUAUGGACAUGCGUCAAAAGCCGUGGCGAAGGGAUUCCUUCUUUCAGAAAGCCUCAUGUCGACGGCCGAAACGCAUUUUUCCUUGAAUCCGGCACAAAUGGGGAUUCUGGAGAAACUUUUGAACUGGACGCUGUCUCAGCUGUGUCAUGGCGCGACGUUAUUGGAAUUGCGAUAUGCAGCUGAAUAG
Molecule: messenger RNA, 1065 nt
Organism: Fimicolochytrium jonesii
Lineage: Eukaryota; Fungi; Chytridiomycota; Chytridiomycetes; Spizellomycetales; Powellomycetaceae
Exons: 3
Coding region: 1-1065 (354 amino acids)
Source: RefSeq, a predicted model, not a curated record